AUGUCAUCACUAGUCACUUUGAACAAUGGUUACAAGAUGCCUCUGGUCGGUUUAGGAUGUUGGAAAAUCGACAAGAAAGCCUGUGCAAACCAAAUUUACGACGCUAUCAAGCUCGGUUAUCGUUUGUUUGAUGGCGCUUGCGAUUACGGUAACGAAAAGGAAGUCGGUGAAGGAAUCAGAAAGGCCAUAUCUGAAGGUCUUGUCACUAGAGAAGAUAUAUUUGUUACCUCCAAAUUAUGGAACAAUUUCCAUCAUCCCGACCAUGUAAAACUAGCCUUGAAAAAAACGUUGAGCGACAUGGGACUGGAAUACUUGGACUUGUAUUACAUCCACUUCCCCAUUGCCUUCAAAUACGUUCCUUUCGAAGAGAAGUACCCACCAGGGUUCUACACAGGUGCGGAGGACGACAAGAGAGGUCAUAUAACCGAGGCUCAUGUCCCUAUUAUAGAUACAUACCGUGCUUUAGAGGAGUGUGCUGACGAAGGUUUGAUCAGAUCUAUUGGUAUUUCCAAUUUCCAAGGGAGCUUGGUUCAAGAUUUACUACGAGGAUGUAGAAUCAAGCCUGUGGCUUUGCAAAUCGAGCAUCAUCCCUACUUGACCCAAGAACACUUGGUGGACUUCUGUAAGAUGCACGAUAUCCAAGUCGUUGCCUACUCCUCCUUUGGCCCUCAAUCGUUCAUUGAAAUGGACCUUGGCUUGGCAAAGAGCACACCAACGCUGUUUGAAAAUGACCUAGUCAAGAAGGUUUCUGAAAACCACCCAGGUAGCACUACCUCCCAAGUGCUCCUGAGAUGGGCUACUCAAAGAGGUAUCGCCGUUAUUCCAAAGUCCUCCAAAAAGGAAAGACUAUUGGGAAAUUUGGAAAUAGAAAAGAAACUCACUCUAACCGAGCAGGAACUCAAAGAAAUUUCUUCUUUGAAUGCCAACAUCAGAUUCAAUGACCCAUGGACUUGGUUGGACGGUAAAUUCCCCAUUUUUGCCUGA
Saccharomyces eubayanus is the source of this 984-nucleotide messenger RNA. RefSeq names its product trifunctional aldehyde reductase/xylose reductase/glucose 1-dehydrogenase (NADP(+)) (gene GRE3). Gene Ontology annotation, molecular function: aldose reductase (NADPH) activity. The record is from RefSeq and is a predicted model, not a curated record. Gene Ontology annotation, cellular component: cytosol. Bases 1 to 984 code for a protein of 327 amino acids. Lineage: Eukaryota; Fungi; Ascomycota; Saccharomycetes; Saccharomycetales; Saccharomycetaceae. The transcript has a single exon.